Molecule: messenger RNA, 1058 nt
Organism: Bactrocera latifrons
Lineage: Eukaryota; Metazoa; Arthropoda; Insecta; Diptera; Tephritidae
Gene: STUB1
Product: E3 ubiquitin-protein ligase CHIP
Exons: 7
Coding region: 163-1029 (288 amino acids)
Biological process (GO): cellular response to misfolded protein; positive regulation of proteolysis; protein polyubiquitination
Cellular component (GO): Z disc; cytoplasm
Molecular function (GO): ubiquitin protein ligase activity; protein-folding chaperone binding
Source: RefSeq, a predicted model, not a curated record
UUCAAAAGCGGUUAAACAAGCAACCAACAGCUGGUUCCUCUAUUUACUUAGGAACUUUGCUUAUUGGUUAUUGGGUUUUGUAGGUGUCACUUGUAAUUAAAUUAUUUUAAAAAUCUUAAAGGAGCCUUUUUUAGUAUUUACUUUCGAGUAAGUGUUGCCAAAAUGAGCAAAUUAGCUUAUACAACUGCGAAUCUUUCUGAUGUGCAGUUGAAGGAACAAGGAAAUCAGUUGUUUGUGUUAAGAAAAUAUGAUGAUGCUGCAAGCUGCUACACCAAAGCGAUUAUGAAAAAUCCAAAUAAUGCAACGUAUUUUACGAAUCGGGCCUUAUGUUACCUAAAACUGAAAAGAUGGGAAUUAUCUUGCCACGAUUGUCGUCGGGCGUUAGAUCUGGAUUCUAAUUUUCUUAAAGCUCACUUUUUCUUAGGGCAAUGCUUAAUAGAAAUGGAACUGUAUGACGAGGCCAUAAAACACUUACAAAGAGCAUUUGAUUUAUCAAAGGAACAGAAACAGAAUUUUGGAGAUGAUAUUACUUGGCAGUUACGUCUCGCUCGAAAGAAACGAUGGAGUUUGUUAGAAGAAAAAAGAAUAUGUCAAGAAAUUGAACUGCAAACGUAUAUAAAUAGGCUUAUAAAAGAAGAUAUGGAUAGAAAUUUAGCUAGAUUGAAAAUCGACGGAAAUAUUAAUGAACAUGAAUUAAAAGAAAAACAACAAGAAUUUGAGCAACAAUGUGAUGAUCACAUUAAGGAGCUUAAUAAUAUUUUUGCAAAAGUUGAUGAUAGAAGACGAAAACGCGAUGUCCCAGAUUAUUUGUGUGGUAAAAUUAGUUUUGAAAUUCUCACCGAUCCUGUGAUAACUCCAUCCGGUAUAACAUAUGAACGGAAAGAUAUUGAAGAACACCUGCAACGUGUAGGUCACUUUGAUCCUGUGACUAGGGUUAAAUUAACCCAGGACCAACUAAUACCGAAUUUUUCGAUGAAAGAAGUAGUAGAUUCAUUUAUUGCUGAAAACGAAUGGGCUUUAGACUUUUAAAUAUUAUUAAAUCUAUGUAAAUAAAUGUA